GUCUCUCAGGCACUCGGGAUCAACAGCCGCCCAGAGGCAGAGUGGUCGCGAUUCAUCUCCGACACCGUAAUAACAUUUUCCUGUGAAACUUUUGAGUGAUCUUAUUGAGGUGUCACUCCAUGGGCGUCCCGACAAUCCAAACAACAACAAACAUGUGUUGUGUCCGAAUUGUAUGAUAAGAAUAGUAUGCUGUUGCGUUGUUCAUCUGGGUAAUACUAUACAAGAAUCAUCACUGUUAUUUUAUAUAAGAAAAGUUCAUUAUGGCAGAGGGGAUGCUCUCUCUGUCCUGGAACAACCACAGUGCGACCUUCACCCACACUCUCUCUACUCUGAGGGAGAAGGAGAGGUACACAGAUGUGACCUUGGCGUGUGAUGGCAAGUUCUACCCGGUACACAAACUUGUCCUGUCAACAUGUAGCGAAUACUUCAUGAACAUGUUUGAGACAACACCUUGUAAACAUCCCAUUGUUGUACUGAAGGAUGUCCACUGUAAGGAGAUGGAGGCCCUCUUGAGCUACAUGUACGCAGGUGUGGUGAGUGUUGCCCAGAGCGACCUCCCACAGCUGAUUAAAGUAGCCGAGGCAUUGCAGAUAAAGGGGUUGGCUGUUCCUGACGAAUCCCUCUGUAGCAACAUGAAGUUUGGCCACACUUGGAGUCCAACCGACGACCGCAGUAGUCCCUAUCCUAAGAGAAUCAGACGAGAAGAAAACGGCUCCCAGACGAUGCGAAUUUUGGAACCCCGAACAGGCAUUAGCCCCCAGUCCCUGACUCGCUUUUCUAGCAUGGGGUCUUCGACUCAGGGGGGCCCACAAGGCUUCACGACCAUCGGUUCAUCCUUCGGCAACAUGAUGACCCCCCACAGAUUCACUCCCUAUCACAGAGACGGCGAUUUAAACGUUCCCCAUAGACAAAUCCACAGACUAGACCACCGGAAAGACCAAAUCGGCACGUCGAAAAUGUCCCAGGGUUAUAAAUCGGAGACGAGAAUGAUCCAACAGACCAGCAUAAGAACAAACCAAAAAGGCGAGAUGAGGACAACAGACCAGAACAGUGACCAAAAACCUGAUAAAGGUACCUGGCAGAGAGAGGACAAGAAGGACUUCCCAUCAGACGAAUUUAGAGCGAAAGAUUUUGACAUGGAUGAUGAUGCGUCGUCCGAUAUGCAGGAGGUUGUGCCAGUAAGUCUAGUCAAGGUGGAGGUGCAGGACGUGGAGGACGAACACAUCGACGUGGACGACACAGGAGUGGACUACGGGUCACUACCGGCUGACUCGGAGGCCCACCAGCCGGCCCCGUCCGAACAACCCAAAACAGAACCCAGAGAUCCUGUGCAACAAGUCGGAUCAUCGGGGACAGAAGGGGUAGGAACGUGAAACUCCGUCUUUAUGCGGAAAUUUCAUAGCCGUGGAUGUUGUUUUUCAUUCUAUUAGUGACACACACCCUCCAUCUCCCCAUCCCCUCGUUCACAAAUGUUCCGUGAGAAUUUUUUGAACAUUGUUAGUUUCAUAUUGAUUGUGGAGUAAAGAAGUAGGUCACAUGUUGCUAGCAGACUAAUAAUUAAUAAGAUGCUUUGUUGGAGUUGUGUAGUAGUACUGUAAUAAUAUUUUGCUUUAAGAGAAAAAAAAAUACAAUGUAGUUUAAAAAAAAAAGCUUAAAGAGUUUCUGAACUGUUUAUAUAAGUGUGAUUCUAAAGAGGAAGGUUUUGCUUAGUAGUAUCCUGUGUCUGGAGGAGAUCCUGACCAGUGAUGUAACCCACCUACACCCUGACCACUAACACCCACACCCAGACAUGUAACACCCACACCCAGACAUGUAACACUCACACCCUGACCACUAACACCCAUUCCCUGACCACUAACACCCACACCCAGACAUGUAACACCCACACCCAGACCACUAACACCCAUUCCCUGACCACUAACACCCAUUCCCUGACCACUAACACCCACACAUGUAACACCUACACCCUGACCACUAACACCCAUUCCCUGACCACUAACACCCACACUCAGAUAUCCAACUCCCAUACCCUGACCACUAAUGCCUACACCCAGAUCACUAACACCCACACCCAGACCAUUAACACCCACAUCACUGGUCCUGCUUAACUGAAUGACUUUUUUUCUGCUUAGGACUUACUUUUGGGGCCAUAGUUAGUUACAAAGACCUUUCCUGGUAACUGUUGGUGGAUAGAUAAAUAACCGACAGAAUUAGUUUCAUUGUGAAGAAAUACAGUACAGUAAUAUAUUUUAAAGUACUUCAUGACCCUAAUUUAUGUUAUCAUUGAAUGGCAGGAUAAUUAGUGUUGGAAUAAGUACCACAAACAUGUCCACAAAGUUAUUUAUUCAUUAUUUUGUUUAACUAUAUGUAGGUUAUCCAAGUCUAGGCUGAUAACCUUAGGGUUGGUAGGUAGGGUAGUGUUGGUAUGGGUAAUAGGUUGGUUUGGUCUGUGGUACUUUUUUAAACAUUGACCAUUUUUGCUGUUGACUGUGAGGUCCAAGAAAAAGAAGUACAACAUAUCCAGAGCUGUGUUGUGUUGUGGCUGAACCUUACCUACACCAUCGUUCUUCCUCACAUCGAUUCAGAUUUUUAUUUUUUUUUUUUAAUGACAAUUUCAUUCUGAGCUUGUGAAAGUUGUGAAAUGUUUUAUAUAUUGAUUAUGGGGUUCAAAUUGCCCUCUCUAUAUUAUUGUUUUUAUAUAAAUACAGUAUAUAUAUAUUUCUAUUGUAAUGUGACAAUUUAAAGAAGGAAUCUUUACCGGAGCCGAGGUGAAGUCAUCACAGGGAUCACUUCAGAGGCUUGUAUGUGUUGACAGAACACGCACCAUACUUCAGUUCCCACUCCCAUACACCACAACAAUUUAAUAUUCCUCAUCCACACUUAAGAGUUCACUGGAUCAGUAAAGAUGGGUGUAUUUAUUCUUAGUAAAUGAUUGUUAAUUACAUUUGUUUUUACAGGUUUGUGGUGUUAUUAGGGUUUGUCAAGGAAUACAAGUGAGGGUGUGUCAUCUAGUUGAGUUAUAUACACUGUCUGGAUAAUAUAUGUGUGGAAAAUGUAUCUGUGGUGAUCCCUGAAUUAUAAAGUACGUACCUGUAACUGUUGAUGGGAGACUAAAGCAGGUAACAUAACUCACUAGAUGAACCACGACUGUUAUGUGUGCACAGUUAAAUACAGUCCUGGUAUUUAUAACAUGACCUUGUAUGAUAUGGCAGUCAGUCGAAACACCUCAUGUAGCCUCAAGCUGCCACCUUCUUCAGAUCAACUCCCAUCAGUACCUAUCUGACUACAUAUUUUCUUAAUUCAUCUACCACUGUGAGGGAGGGUCAAGGGACACAGAAAUCUCAGAAAAUGACAAAAUUACAGAUGAAGAAGAACUUGCUUAAUCAACAGUUUAAUAGGUAUAUAAAAAGUACAUAAGGUGUUAUUUGUUGACUGAGGACAUUUUAUUGUUGCCAUAAAGAACCAUGUUACACUGUGUUGGUAUUGUGUACUGUACUAUGGUGUGUGGAGAAGAUUCUUCCUGAGAUUUUAUCUUUUGAUUCCAUGUAUUUUUAUUGUGUUCAUUGAUGUCUUGUGUAAAUGACUAGCAACAAUCUCUGUAGCUGGAAGAGUCAGUACCAUGUGUGCUGAACUGUGGCCACCAACCAUGUCAGUUUCUCAUGGGUCAAGUUAUCCUUUAUAAACACUAUGUAAGAAAUAGCAUAAAGGAUAUUAGAAAGUGCUAUACUAUAAUUACAUAUACAGUUAUAUUUUACCGGAGUUUAGUGGAGUUACCUUGUAAGUGUUCCUUGCUGUACCUUUCAUGUAAACGUCGCGUGCCAAGGUUGGUGCCCCGUAUAUAGCACGUCUUCUGCCUUGAGGCAGCGGUGCCGGUCACCGCUGAGUUAGGAUAGAAAGGUUCCUAGUUGUAUGCUGUGUCUCUCCAUGUUUAUUAAUGCCACCAUGUCUUCUGUGCUCUGGGCAAUGAUCUGUGAAGAGCACCAGGCACAUCUGCUAUACUGGACUAUAAAUUCUCGAUGAAAUAUAUUGAGUUUGAUUGGGUGUUUAUGCAGUGUUGGUUACAAGAGUUAUGAAAAUAUCAAGUACAGAUACAGCUGAAGUUAUUAUACAAUUGAUGGAAUAGUGUGGUCAGGAGAUUUUUAAAUAGUAUUGAAUUAUAACUAGUGUUGUGUAGGGUCAGAUGUGGGACGUAAAAGGUAUCAGCUCAGUUACACAAGUUUUUAUCCUUCAAGUUUGUGAGAUCACAAGUCAAUUGGGCAACAGUCUUAAUCAGAUCAUUAGGGUUAGACUGUUUCUUAGUACUGGGCUCCAAUUUUAAUGGUAUGGUAUGGUACGGUUAGGUUAGGGCCAGUUUGACCUACCGCCUUCUUUAAUAACUGCUGGUACUUCAUGAGAGCUGCUGGUGUCACCUGAAGAUGGAAGAUUUAACUAAUGUGUCUUGUGUUGUGUUCUGGGAGUUGUGAAACUACCUUAAAAAAAGAUCAUAUUUGUAAUGUUUAGUAGAAGGUUUGUAAUUAAAUAUAUUUGUACUUUGAAGUACUCUUCUUAUUAAUGAUUGUAGAUAUUACAUAAUUAUUCACAAAUGUCAUUGAAUUUAUAGUGAAAAAUAGAUUGAGGGAAUUUAUCACCGAACAUUAUUCCGGUGUUUGUGGGUGAAAGUUUCAACUGACAGACCUGAAGCAUUUACCUCACAGGUCAGAUGUAGAGAAUAAUUGCUGUCUAGUAAAACCUGCAUUUGUUUUAAAAUAUUUUAAGGCGAUUAAUGGAAGAUUUUCGUGUAAAUAAAAGAAAUUCUAUAUAUGGUACCACUCCCCUUGUUUUCUUUUAUCACUUGCUUUUUAUAUAUUCUUAGGAAACAGCAGACUUCAUGAGCACUGUUAUUUCCCUCAUAAAUGAACACUUGUUGUCGUAAUGCUGCUCUAGAAUAUGAUGUCAAAAUAUAAGAUCAGCGAGAAACAUGACACACUCUUUGGGUACAUGCACUUGGUGACAUUUGACAACUAAAUUUUAAGUUUAGAGAGACUUUCACCACAGUUAUCACCACUUAAUACACCUUGAGACAUUAUCACCCUUAUGGAAGCAUCAGGAACACCCCUUGAGACAUUAUCACCAGUAUUUAGAGUAAACUCACUACAAAAAGCAAUUGAUGGAAAACUACCACAAAUACCACUUUUAAACCUUUUUUUUUCCCAAGUAGGUAAUGCAAACCUAAUUUAACCAAACUUGAUAAUCAUAAGAUAGUUUUGGUUAGGUUAGAUCUAGUUAGUUUAUGUUGCCCGAGAGAUAAUUGACUUAGCAGGUCCUGUCUGUGUUACAUAACCAACAAAUUUCUUUCUCGUAAUUAUGAUGGAAGAGUUGUGUUAACUGAAUUAGCUACAUUAUAGGUUCCUGCUGCAGUUUGUGACAGUUUGGGAGUUUAAUUCUCGUUCAUAUAUUUAUAUAAACAGUAUAUAGUUGUGUUGACACCCCUUUGCAUUGGAAAAGAUCUGGUCUGAAAUGCUUGUUUACGGUAUGAGGUUGUCGUGAAGUCAUCGCUAAAAUUUCUGUCGUUGAGGAAGGAUGAUACGGAGCAAAAAUAUCCUCUUUUAGCCCCUUGUGUAUGGGGUCACCUCUGAGCUCGAUAAAAUCAUCUGGUGUUAGUCGAAUAAAAUGUUAAAAGUGGCAUCCCUAUAGUGAAGGUUAAACCUAUCCUGCUUUGAUGUAGAGGUGGCCAGAGUCAAGAACAAACAUGGACUCUCCUGUUAUUAACUGGCAUUCAUUCUCUUAACUACAGUAAUAGAUGUGUUGUAGUGUAGUGUUCCCCUUCCUCAACAAGUCCCUAAAUGUAACUUCGGCACUUCAAACACCGACCAUCAUCCAUAAACGGUCAUAACUGCUGUAUGUUGUAAGCAAUCUACAUCCCUUCUCUUGAUGAACCGGGGCAUAAUUAUUAUUAUUAUUAUUAUUAUUAUUAUUUAAAGGAUUAUUAAUUGACAUAGUACAUAAGAAUUAACAUAGGUGUUGAUGUCUCGCCACUGUGUGUAUCUUGGCUGUGAAGUCACCAAGAGGAUGGAGUAUGGAUUUUAGUUGUAUCGGAUCACCAAACCCACCCUCCCCACCCACUCACUGCUCUCUCUAUAUCACUGGGGGAUAAAGAGCUUCUAUGUUCAUACUUGUCAUUUAUAUUCACCAUGACAACGCCUCAGUCUACCAUGUUUUGAGUCAAUAAAAGUCGCUGGAUUGAUAAAGGCUCCAGCUAGCUUGAUUCGACACUUCCCUCAAGAACCAUGUAGUUGUUGAGUUGACACCUCCCUCAAGUGCAAUGUAGUUGUUGAGUUGACACCUCCCUCAAAUGUAAUGUAGUUUUUGAGUUGACACCUCCCUCAAGUGCAAUGUAGUUGUUGAGUUGACACUUCCCUCAAGUGUAAUGUAGUUGUUGAGUUGACACCUCCCUCAAAUGUAAUGUAGUUGUUGAGUUGACACCUCCCUCAAAUGUAAUGUAGUUGUUGAGUUGACACCUCCCUCAAGUGCAAUGUAGUUGUUGAGUUGACACUUCCCUCAAGUGUAAUGUAGUUGUUGAGUUGACACCUCCCUCAAGUGUAAUGUAGUUGUUGAUUUGACACCUCCCUUAAGUGUGGCGUAUAGUAGUUGUUGUUGAUGACUUGAUAGAGAUUUAGAACUGACUGCCUCAUACUUACCAUCAGUUGUUGCUUCAGUAAGUCUGUAUAGUACAAGAACUCAUGGUGUUAGCUGACAAUGCAAAGGGGUUUCACUAUAUUUUAUUAUAUAGUAGGAUUCCGUAAAUAAUAAUAAUAACCAGUAGAUGAAAAAAAAUGUAUAUUAACUAUUAGUAAAUAACAAGAUACAAAUUUACUAAUAAUAAUCUCUUCCCUUUUAUCUGUGACUCCUUGUUCAUUUAUCAAAGUACUGUACUGUAAUAGUGAGAGGUGUAGUUUGAUGUGUGUGUGCGUGUGUGUGCGUGCGUUGAUGUACUGUACACUAUACAUACAUAUAUACUUUACAGUACUGUACUCCUAAUGUAAUGGAUCUGAUGUAGUCUUAAGGGAUAUUUUUAACAUUAACAUUACAUGAGGUACGUGAAGUCAGUGAGUUGUACAAAUAAAUGUGGCUUAGUUUAGUAUUUGUAACUUUGAAGCACUUAGUAGUUUGACUUGAACCUAAUUCUGACUUCAUGUUGUGUUGUAUGUGAAUAUUGUGAGUAUAACAACUUGCUUUACUUCAGUAGUUCAAGUAUAUAAAGCUUUAGUUAAUUUGGAACACCAUGUUAUGAGCCAAGGCACUUAUGACCGGCUUACGAAGAUCUUACUUUUCAGUGGAUUGUGUUUUAUUAUUUUGCAAUGCAUUUGAAGUAAGAGUUGGAAUCGAUUUUAUUGUGUUUGUUUCAGAGGUAAGUAAUGUAAUAGUUAAUUCUUCUGUAUUUGUAUUACAAUAGUUCAAAACAAAUUCCAUCUUCAUCAUCAUUAUUGUCAACCUUUUGAAUACGAUGACUUAAACCCUUGAGUAUGAUGUCGUAACCCCCUCGAGUACUGUAUGAUGAUAACCUCUUGAGUACAAUAACAACCUCUUGAGUGCAAUGUCUUAACUCUUUGAAUAUGACAACGAAAACCUCUUGAGUACAACGCUUUAACUAUUUGAUUACAAUGACCAAAUCCCUUGAUAAAUAAAAAUGACAUUGCACCUAGGAGUUGUCAUCAUCCUCGAGGGAUAAAACUUCAAGGGGUAAAACUUGAGACUUCAUACUCGAAGGGUUAAGUCACCAUAGUCAAGGGAUUAAUACCUUGUAAAUUUAUUUGAUCCCUGGAACUCACUUUUAUCUCGACUUACGAUGAUACUUGUAAUAAAUUUUGGUAGAGUUGUAUAUUCCAUAAAUUUAUUGUAGGGGCAAAUCAUGUCUUGUUAUAGUGAGAACUGUAGCAACCAAUCAACCAACCAAUCACCAUGAUGUAUAUUACACCUUCAUAAUAAUUGUUCAGCAUUCAACAUUCUUUGCAACAUUGCUUAUAUUUAUUUUUUUUUUAAUAAAGAAUAUCUUUUUGGA
Messenger RNA from Homarus americanus (American lobster), 8038 nucleotides. Its product is annotated as protein tramtrack, beta isoform-like. Bases 261 to 1373 code for a protein of 370 amino acids. Gene Ontology annotation, molecular function: protein binding. The record is from RefSeq and is a predicted model, not a curated record. Gene Ontology annotation, biological process: regulation of transcription by RNA polymerase II. Lineage: Eukaryota; Metazoa; Arthropoda; Malacostraca; Decapoda; Nephropidae. The transcript has 5 exons. Gene Ontology annotation, cellular component: nucleus.